Penicillium samsonianum is the source of this 3348-nucleotide messenger RNA. RefSeq names its product serine/threonine-protein kinase. The coding region runs from base 1 to 3348 and encodes 1115 amino acids. The record is from RefSeq and is a predicted model, not a curated record. The transcript is spliced from 5 exons. Gene Ontology annotation, molecular function: protein serine/threonine kinase activity; ATP binding. Lineage: Eukaryota; Fungi; Ascomycota; Eurotiomycetes; Eurotiales; Aspergillaceae. Gene Ontology annotation, biological process: negative regulation of glycogen biosynthetic process; protein phosphorylation; intracellular signal transduction. Gene Ontology annotation, cellular component: nucleus; cytosol; cytoplasm.
AUGGGGUCUGCUUACAACCAUGAUGGCGAGCCGAGUCCUCUUUCGUCGCCGUUAGGACCCCUCUCUGAGUCGCCCGAAUCCGAGCCCGGACUGCACAACCUUUCUUUACAGACAGAUCACCUCAGGAGCUCGGCAGGCAGUGUUUCUUCGGGAUAUGACCCUCUUUCCAGAUCUCCGUUAUUCGAGAACGACCAUGGAAUUGGUCCGUCUGGGCUGGAUCGUAUACGCCAAAACCAACCCUCGCGAGUACUGACCCUUCCAAACAUGUCUUCCUCGUCGCUAUCGCUAGCUUCCAUGCCUGGCCAGCGCCCCGCUCCCUCUCCCCGCUCUCGCUCGUCAUCUCGAGCUCACACCAGUCACUUGUCGAGCCGAAGUUUCACGGAUCUAGAAGACCUACACCGGUUUCCCCUGGAGUCUCUACACUCCUUUUCCUUUGCUCAACAGUCCGAGGAAUUUCUCCACAGCCGUCAAAACAUUCUCAAGAGGUCUAUUGAUUUCAUGCGCGACCGGAUGGGAUGGGCCGCAAGCAAUGCCGCGAUCGCCAACGCACAAGCAAACGCCAGCGGGGACACGGAGAUGCAGGGUAUGAUGGACCUUUUGGCCCGGGCAAAUAUGCUCGAAACCCAGGAAAACCAAAUCCAAGGCCGUGGACCCAUCACAGGACCCGCAGAGAUUAAUGGCGGCAAUAUCUUUGAGAAAGCCUUCUCAGAUAGUGAUUCCUCUCCGGUCAGCACCCGAGACGGAACUCAGGAUUUCACCUCCCCGGGGUCACAUCCCUCCGACAGCUCCCGUUCACAAUUGUUGAGCCCGGUGCCUAGCGAUCAUAUCUCCAACCAAAGGAGGGACCUGGUCUCUGCACCUACGUCCAGGCGCGUAAGCUUAAAACCACAACCAUACACCUCUUCCGCGGAUCCUUUCGCCUCGCUUAACUCGACUGGAUUGGGAUUCCAGAUCCCUGCCCUUCACGCGCAUAGCAGCAAAUGGACCCCGGCUUCCCAGGCCGUGUUUAGGACCGAAGCCCAGGAACCAUGGACCAUUCUGGCUGCUAAUGAUCUAUCAUGUCUCAUUUUUGGUGUUCUUCAGUCCGAAGUUCGCCAUCUUAGCAUCCUGGAGGUUGUACAGAAGGAGCACCGGGAAUGGCUCAUGGCCAAACUUCGAGAUCCCAGCACUGAUGCCGCUGCCCGCAUGCCACUUCAACCCGAAAGAGCUAACAUCUCCGCCGUCAAUCCCAAGUUUCGAGGCCUUGGGAAUGGGGUGACAGCACAACUUCUCAGCAAACCAUCUUCACGAGAAAAGUCCCGGAGAGCGCAGACUGACGACGGAUAUGGCUCCAGCACGAGAAACGCCCGAAACAACAACCACCCGGCUAAUAAGUCACGCGGAGUCUUGCUGUGCGGUGAUGUAGUCCCGAUUCAGAAGCGCAAUGGGUCACGGGGAUCCGCUAGCGUCUGGGUUAUGGAAAAGCGUGGUGGCCUGAUCUGGGUCCUGGAAGAGAUCACAGAGAAUAUUUCCUCCAUCCAGUGCGACGAUUCAUGGAACGUCGUGAGUGCCAAAGGUGAAGUUGAAAAGAUCUGGGGCCCAUCUGUCGUUCAAAAAGGCCAGUCGAUCACCGACCUUUUACCCUGUUUGCCAUCGGAAUCUCUUGAGACAUCCCUCGAAAAGGGAUUGGCUAAAAUUGUGGAGCUGAGGCACUUUGCCGCCCGCACCGCGGCUGGCGUUUGUAUUCCUGUCGCUAUCGGCAAGGGAGAAGGAGAUCGCACUCUCCAAGUCUCCAGCUUCCCUCAUGUCGCAGGCAUGAUGGUGCUCUCGUCCUCGUCAUUGAACGUGAUCAGCUCCAACUCUGUGUUCUCUUCGGUCCUAUUCGGUCAAGAAAGACCAGAGGGACUCCACUUCACCCAACUUGUUCCCGAUUUCGAUGAGAUUCUAGAUGUUUUGACCGAGGAGGACAAUGUGCCACUGGUUGAUGGUAUUGUCAUACCCGAACACAGCUUCCGACGGGCACGGACACUUUCUAUUCUCCGCGACGGAAAAGCAAAUGCCGCCUCUGUGUUUACAGAGCCAAGUGGCCUGCUUGCCAAGCAUCGGGAUGGCUCAACCAUUGUUGUGGACAUUCAACUGCGCGUGGUUAAGAGCGGCACCAUCUUCUCAAAGAACAAGACAGAGAAAAGCAGCGAUCGCAACAGUGACUCUGAUGACAGUGAUGAUACCAUUGCAGUCACAGAGUUGGUCUAUGCUUUGUGGAUAACUUACUCUAGACAGCUCCACGCUUCUGGACCCGCUGCUGGCCUCUCGCCAUCAUCUGUACCAAGUUCUAAGCCUACCUCGCCCACACAUGACCCAGAUUCAGAUCGCCCGUCAGACACCGGCGCUGCUACCCAGAUUGCCGAAAAUCGCAAGAAUGAUGUGGAGAUCCAAACUCCGACGUCAACACUCAGUCAACAACUCAGUGAGGCUGCCUCUGAACCUCUUACUGCCCGCCCCGCGCUCCCAGUUCCUCUGGUUUCGGCUGCCAAUGCGAAGAACGACCCUCCGGCGAAGCGAACGAUUAACGACUACGUGAUUCUCGAGGAGAUGGGACAAGGAGCCUACGGCCAAGUCAAACUGGCACGUUCAAAGAAGCAGCCUAGCAAGAAGAUGGUGUUGAAAUUUGUCACAAAGAAGCGGAUCCUGGUGGAUACGUGGACUCGUGAUCGGCGACUUGGCACUGUGCCACUGGAGAUUCAUGUUCUGGACUUCCUGCGGCGGGAUGGGCUCAAACACGCUAACAUUGUGGAGAUGGAAGGCUUCUUCGAAGACGAUAUCAAUUAUUACAUUGAAAUGACUCCUCAUGGGCUCCCGGGAAUGGACCUUUUCGAUUACAUCGAGCUCAAGGCCAACAUGGACGAGUCGGAGUGCCGAAACAUCUUCAAACAGGUUACGGGCGCCGUUAACCAUUUACACACGAAAGCACUGGUAGUACAUCGUGAUAUCAAGGAUGAGAAUGUGGUUCUUGAUGGAGAGGGACGGAUCAAGUUGAUCGACUUCGGGAGUGCGGCCUACAUCAAAAACGGGCCGUUUGAUGUCUUUGUGGGAACCAUUGAUUAUGCCGCGCCCGAGGUCUUACAGGGCCGGUCGUAUCGAGGCAAGGAACAGGAUAUCUGGGCUCUGGGCAUUCUUCUUUACACAAUUGUCUACAAAGAGAACCCGUUCUACAACGUCGAUGAGAUCCUUGACCACCCCCUCCGAAUUCCCUUCCUUCCUUUCUCGGAAGAUUGCAUUGACCUCAUCCGCACGAUGCUCGAUCGCGACGUUGACAACCGACUCACAAUUACUGAAGUCCUUGAACACCCUUGGAUGGUGGAGGCUUGA